AUGGACCCCUAUUCCGCCGAGGGCGAGCUCAUCAACAUCCACAAUCACUUCCACCAGGGCCAGUACCAGGAGGUCGUCGACUUCGACACGUCCUCCUUCUCCCCCGAGAACGCCCUGCCCGCGCGCGUCCUGCAACUGCGAGCCCGCAUCGCCCUUGGCCAGGCCGAGGAUGUUCUCGCCGACGUGAAGGGCGAGUCGGUGCCCGAUCUCGAGGCCCUCGGUGCCUUUGCAGAGUACACCCUUGGCAAGACCGACGCCGCGGUUGCGACGAUCCAGAAGCUCGCCCAGUCGGCGGCGGACAACGUCACUGUCCAGAUCAUUGGCGGGACGGUGCUUCAGGCGUCGGGCAACUCGGACGAUGCUCUGGCGCUGCUGUCGCAACAUCAAGCAAGCUUGGAAGCCGUUGCCUUGAUUGUGCAGAUCCACUUGCAACAGAACCGAACCGACCUCGCUGUCAAGGAAGUCGCCGCAGCACGGAGAUGGGCGCAAGAUAGCCUGUUGGUCAACUUGGCAGAGUCCUGGGUCGGACUGAGAGUGGGCGGUGAGAAAUACCAGCAAGCGUUCUACGUCUACGAGGAGCUCGCUCAGGCGCCAUCGACCGCAUCGAUACGGAGUCUGGUCUCCCAGGCCGUGUGUGAGCUGCACCUGGGUCGGCUAGAGGAGGCGCAGACCGCUCUCGAGCAGGCGCUGCAAAAGGAGCCGGGAUACGUCGAGGCGAUUGCCAACCUUUUGGUGCUCAAGGUUGUUUCUGGAAACGAUGCUACGGAGUUGACAGAGUCUCUGAAGAAGGCAGAGCCCAACCACCAGUUCCUGGUCGAUUUGGCAGAGAAGAGCGAGCUGUUUGACAAGGCGGCGGCCAAGUACAGCGCCAAGGUGGCCUCAUAG
This is a messenger RNA of Purpureocillium lilacinum, 885 nucleotides long. RefSeq lists its product as uncharacterized. The record is from RefSeq and is a predicted model, not a curated record. Gene Ontology annotation, biological process: intra-Golgi vesicle-mediated transport; endoplasmic reticulum to Golgi vesicle-mediated transport; retrograde vesicle-mediated transport, Golgi to endoplasmic reticulum. Gene Ontology annotation, cellular component: COPI vesicle coat. Gene Ontology annotation, molecular function: structural molecule activity; protein binding. NCBI's taxonomy places the organism in Eukaryota, Fungi, Ascomycota, Sordariomycetes, Hypocreales, Ophiocordycipitaceae.